Penaeus indicus is the source of this 1168-nucleotide messenger RNA. RefSeq names its product carboxylesterase 4A-like. Lineage: Eukaryota; Metazoa; Arthropoda; Malacostraca; Decapoda; Penaeidae. The transcript has 6 exons. The coding region runs from base 1 to 945 and encodes 314 amino acids. The record is from RefSeq and is a predicted model, not a curated record.
AUGUUGUCGCCGCUCUCCAGGGCCAUCACCAUCUUCGCGGAGGGCGCUGGGAGUCCGAGCCAGACUUACGACGAGGCGGUUCGCUAUGUCUUCGAGAGCUUGUGGUCGAACUCCACUGAGGACGACGUCACCACCGUUGCUGCUGCUGCCGAGGCGUUCUACUACUCGGAGCAGGCCAAGGACGACCUCAGUACGCUGGCUGAAGAGAUGAGUGAGGCCAUGACAGACCUCUGCUUCACCUCGUGUGUGUGGGACGCCGCCUCCUACUUCGCUGCUUCCUCCAGAUCACCUGUUUACACGUACCUCAUGACACACCACCUCCCCGGUUCCCCUUCCUACAGCACGCCCUUGUACCGCCUUGCAGACGGCGUGGGCGUGAGGAGUCCCUACAUCUUCUCGGGCGUCUCUCACGGCGAUGACCUCGCUCUCCUCUUCUUCCUGCCUUACGAGCUGGGUCAGGCCGGGGCGCAGGACCAGCAGAUCUCCUCGCUGCUCACCUUCACGUGGGCCACCUUCAUCCACACUGGGUCUCCCCAGGCCGCCGACGCCUCGACGACCUCACUGCCAGUGUGGACGCCCCUCGUGGCCGGGGAACCUGUCACCCACUACAUACUCUCCUUCACUCCCGGGAUGUCCGCCAGGCCCUUCAGAAGCAAGGAAAGAAACUUCUGGCGCCAGACUCUGAGCUACGUGAACGAGGCGGCGGAAUCCUACUACGCGUGGGUUAUCACCACGUGGGUCCUGCUGGCGCUCCUGCUGCUUCUCCUGCUGGUCGCGGCGGGCAUCUGCGUGGGCGUUUGGCGUGUGCGGAGGCGAGAUAAAUACCCACCAAAGGGUUCUUCCUCCCUGACCCUCCGCGCGCGCCGUCACCGGAACCCGUCGCUGCAGUCUAGCAGUUCGGGGGGCGUGGCGAACGCGGGCGUGUCGUCAGACCCGCACGCGUGAAGGGGCCUGGCGUGACCGCUCGUGAGUUCUAGGGCGUCAUGCUGUCAGCUUUGUCGGCUCUUCCUGAAUUAUGUUGAGCGUUGCUUUUGGAUACUUUUGUGCGUAUAUACCCAAGGGCCUCAACUUUAAUUUUUUUUCUAAAUAUUUCUUUAUAGGUAUGAAUGGAUGUCUAGUCUAAUGCAUUGAUUUCUAGCAAAUAUAUGACUUUGAUACUCCAACUGCA